AGGUGGUCUGUGGUUGGCUGCAGUUGUAGGAAAGAUUUCUUUUAAACUGGGGGGCGGGAGUUCAUUCAGUCAGUUACAAGCGGAGAAAAGAUCGUUGUACGCUCUGAUGGCGUCUCAGAACCAGGAUCCUGCAGCAGCCGCUUCUUCAUCUGCAGCUGCUCUGAAGGCCAACGAGAGCGGCAACAGCGCCACCCGAGGCUCUGUGUCCAAACGUUUGCAGCAGGAGCUCAUGACACUGAUGAUGUCAGGUGACAAAGGAAUCUCAGCGUUUCCAGAAUCAGACAAUCUUUUUAAGUGGAUUGGAACAAUUGAUGGACCACAGGCAACGGUUUAUGAGGGUCUCAGGUACCGACUCUCCCUGGAAUUCCCAGCUGGAUAUCCAUACCAGGCCCCCCGUGUGAAGUUCGUGACUCCAUGUUUUCAUCCCAAUGUGGACGACCAGGGUUUUAUCUGCCUGGACAUUUUAAAGGAUAAGUGGUCCGCGCUGUACGAUGUGCGCUCCAUCCUGUUGUCUGUGCAAAGCCUGCUGGGAGAGCCAAACAACGAGAGUCCACUGAACACGACCGCUGCAGAACUAUGGGCUGACCAGGGAGCAUAUAAAGCACAUCUCCAGUCGACCUUCCAGAAGUGAAGAUCUUCCCCCCUCUUCUUUGUCUUUCAUCUUUUUUUUUGUCUUAUCUAAGUUGUCUGUGUUUUGUAAAAUAUUUUUAUGUCCAAUAAAGAUCUUAAACAACA
Cynoglossus semilaevis (tongue sole) is the source of this 735-nucleotide messenger RNA. RefSeq names its product ubiquitin-conjugating enzyme E2C. The record is from RefSeq and is a predicted model, not a curated record. NCBI's taxonomy places the organism in Eukaryota, Metazoa, Chordata, Actinopteri, Pleuronectiformes, Cynoglossidae. The coding region runs from base 107 to 631 and encodes 174 amino acids. The transcript has 7 exons.